Solanum stenotomum is the source of this 1239-nucleotide messenger RNA. RefSeq lists its product as uncharacterized. The transcript is spliced from 5 exons. The record is from RefSeq and is a predicted model, not a curated record. NCBI's taxonomy places the organism in Eukaryota, Viridiplantae, Streptophyta, Magnoliopsida, Solanales, Solanaceae. Bases 636 to 1016 code for a protein of 126 amino acids.
ACCCAGUCCAGAAACGCAAAUCGAACCCAAAUCGCGAAGCUCAGCCUAGCGAUGCGAGCAGAGACGUGUCUCUCUCCCAUUUCCCUUAUCCUCUCGUACAAAUCGUACUCGAAUCAUUCAAGUGUCAAAAUCUCGUGUUCCUCCUGUCCUUGUUCAAAAUCAGACGAUUCUCUUCACUUUUUCGUUGGGAAUUUGGUACAAAACGGAGCUGACAUCCUUAUCCCAUCCAUGGAGAGAGGUUUGAAUUUUGAAUUUCAAAUUUGGAAUACCAUCCAAAUCUGCCCGUUUCCCCCUUUUCAAUUCAAUUCUCCCCUAUAAAUACUCUUGUUCGUCCACUGAUUAAUGGGAUUUUUUUAAGAGGCGAAAUUCUCGACCAAAACAGAAGUUAGAGAGACAGUGACUCACUUCAAAAUAACAGUCAUUUUCUUAUCUCAAAAACAACUAAAAUCGCAGUAAGAAAGAGUGAAAAUCAAGAGAUUGGUUCUCCUUUAAAGUUCUCUGGGUGAAUUCCUAGCUUGUCGGAAUUUGGCGUUGCUCCAUUUUGGUGGUGGAAGCUUCAUAGUUCAAGCUCGUUGUCCCGGAACGCUGCUCCAAAGAAGGGAUUUGAUAUCACAGAUUAUCCCGUACAGUGUGUGAUGACAACUGUCUACCCAGUGCCAUACUACUUGAAUGAUCCUAAGAAUGAUGAAACGGGCAUCAAUUAUGAGGUCAAUGGCAUUUUGAUGGUGAAUGGAGGUGGUUGUCAUGACUUCAUCUUCUAUAUCACCUCUUCUGUUAAAACGUCUGAUGGGAUCAUACUGACUGAAGAAUUAAGUCAGUCUAGCGAGAUCAAUCUACCCCCCACGAUCAGUGCUCAGACUUAUGGAUACUCUAUCUUGAGGUUCGCUUUGACAUGGUGCCUCUGUGUCCUGGUAAAAGCGUAUAAGUAUCUUAUGCAAUCUACUCUUCAUUUCCCCUUGCUCUUGCACGUGAAACGUAGAAACAUUUGUUCAGUUGGAAAACUAACAAAGUGGUAGUAAGAAUGCUGCAUUGCUACCUGAUGGUUUCGUUGCAUUACGUUAUAAACUUUGCUUCGGUUUCUCUUCCUUUGUAUUUUUCGAGAUCAAGCUGAGUUUAAUGCAGCAUUAUUAAGGUGGAAUCUAAGAUGUAAUUACUAUACAGUAACAGAAUAAGCUCUCUGUUCAGAGGCUUUACUAUUUAUUUAUUUAUUAGUACCUAAAAAUGUUCUGUUCAGUAUCA